Molecule: messenger RNA, 1264 nt
Organism: Conger conger (European conger)
Lineage: Eukaryota; Metazoa; Chordata; Actinopteri; Anguilliformes; Congridae
Gene: ebp
Product: EBP cholestenol delta-isomerase
Exons: 5
Coding region: 349-1041 (230 amino acids)
Biological process (GO): cholesterol biosynthetic process
Cellular component (GO): endoplasmic reticulum; membrane
Molecular function (GO): cholestenol delta-isomerase activity; steroid Delta-isomerase activity; C-8 sterol isomerase activity
Source: RefSeq, a predicted model, not a curated record
CACCUUUGGAUGCUUGCGAUUGGAGUACAUUGUAGUGGGCGGCUUGCAAAGCUGCAACCUAAGUGUCUAGGUAGCACACUGCAGCUAACAGGAAGAAAGUUAGCGUUUGAAUGAAAACUAAUUUAGUUCUGUAACUUCUCACUCUUAAAUCAAUGUAGGCUAGCGACUGUGCACGUUUUCCAGUUUUGCUGAAAUUGCUGCGAAUUGGCAAACAAUUCCUCAAACGACUGACAAUACUGAUAGACGGCUGUAGCAAGAUAUUUAUCUUGCUACAGUAUUUCCUAUACUGGAAAACCAUAUUAUUAACAAUUAAUUCGCCCCCUUUAAACACGAAUAUCCAAAACAGAGAUGGAUGAAACGGCCUCUGUUGCUGAGAACGAGCACCCUUUUUGGCCUCGGGACCUGUCUAUCCCAAACUAUGUACCUAAUGACCGCUCCAUGGUGGAAAUUCUCACCUUCCUGUUCUCGGUGUCGGGAAUGCUGUUGGUGGGGACCUGGGCGCUGACUGGACGGGAGGUGGCCGGGGGGAGGCUGUCAGCAGCUCGAAGGCUGGCUGUGUGCUGGUUUACUGUGUGCGGGUUCAUCCACGGUGUCAUCGAGGGGUGGUUUUCUCUCUACUACCCCAUAAUCCCAUCUGAUCAGAGCUUCCUCUCUCAACUCUGGAAGGAAUAUUCCAAAGGGGACAGCAGAUAUGUAAUAGCUGACAACUUCACAGUAUGUAUGGAGACAGUGACUGCUCUAUUCUGGGGCCCGCUCAGUGUGUGGACCGUCCUGGCAUUUCUGUACAAUCGGCCCAACCGCUUCGUCCUACAGCUGAUUGUCUCCCUUGGUCAGCUGUAUGGUGCAGUUCUGUACUUCUACACAGAGCACCGUGAUGGUUAUGCCCACAGCGAGCUGGGACACCCGUUGUACUUUUGGUUUUACUUUGUGUUCAUGAACACGCUGUGGAUCGUCAUCCCUCUGCUCCUGAUCCGGGAUUCCUGGAGCCAGCUUUCCGCGGCACAGUCGGUCUCAGAUGCCGGCAAAACCAAGGAAGAGUAAAAAGGGAACGUUGUUGGAGGAGAGGUGUGGACAGACUGAGUGAUGGACCAAAAAGUUGGUGGUGGAGGGGGAAACAAUGCUGUAGUAUUUACAAUUUGCAACUGACAUUUUAGAGGAAAAAGAGCAAGAGAGGAACUAAUGGAAUUGUGUUUCUGUUCCCUUGUAUUGCCAUUGUUCUUUUCUUUUGCAUAGUAAUUAAACACACACAGAUUUAUGAAUAAAA